This is a messenger RNA of Cladophialophora psammophila CBS 110553, 507 nucleotides long. RefSeq lists its product as uncharacterized. Gene Ontology annotation, molecular function: methylmalonyl-CoA epimerase activity. The coding region runs from base 1 to 507 and encodes 168 amino acids. The record is from RefSeq and is a predicted model, not a curated record. Gene Ontology annotation, biological process: L-methylmalonyl-CoA metabolic process. NCBI's taxonomy places the organism in Eukaryota, Fungi, Ascomycota, Eurotiomycetes, Chaetothyriales, Herpotrichiellaceae. The transcript has 2 exons.
AUGUCAGCGGGUGUCAAUUGCAAGUUCAACCACGUUGCCCUCUCCGUGGAUAAUUGCGAUGCAGCUGCCAAAUGGUACAUGGAGACACUCGGAUUUCGCCGAAUCAUCCCCAAUGCCACCAUGCACAGGACCCAAGACCCAGACGGCAUCGUGUUUCGUGUCUAUGGCGACGACCUCCACCAUGUCAAGGUCGCCUAUUUAGGGACGGGAAACCAGAUAGGCAUUGAAAUAUUCGAGUUCAUCGAUCCGAACUACCGAGGAGGCACAACUACAUCACCAACUCCGUUCAAUCCACAAGCCUGGACGCAAGGUGGAUUCUUUCACAUAGCCGUGACCGCACCAGAUCCCGAAGCUCUAGCGAUGAAAGUCGUCCAGGCCGGUGGGAAAGAAUUUGGCCAGGCCGUCAUUUUACCAAAUGGAGAACAGGCGAGAUACGUUCAGGACCCAUGGGGCAAUGUGUUUGAGAUCUGCUCUACAGAUUUUGAUUCCUUGAUCACUCCUCGAUAG